ACCAUGGACGCCGUGCAGGAGCUGAGCGACAACCUGGGCACGGGCCUGAACCGCGAAUCCCUGGAGAUCCUCACGCGGCUCUGCGACUACGGCGUCAACCCCGCCGCGCUCGCGGCCGUCGUCGUCGAGCUGCGCAAGGAGCGGGACGCGCUCGCCGCGGCC
Messenger RNA from Aureococcus anophagefferens, 162 nucleotides. RefSeq lists its product as hypothetical. The transcript has a single exon. Gene Ontology annotation, biological process: mitotic spindle assembly; microtubule nucleation by interphase microtubule organizing center; gamma-tubulin complex localization. The annotation marks the transcript as partial. Gene Ontology annotation, cellular component: spindle; gamma-tubulin ring complex; centrosome. Lineage: Eukaryota; Pelagophyceae; Pelagomonadales; Pelagomonadaceae. The record is from RefSeq and is a predicted model, not a curated record.